AUGUUCGAGGUCCUUGAGCUGGGCUCAAAGCGCGAGAGGAAUUGCGUUUACACUUGGCGCACUAGAAAUGAAACACUUUGUCCAGCAGGGCGGCCAGGGAGGCUCAGGAGCCCUUGUCGUUCACCGGAGCCUGCUGUGCGGGAAGAGACGCAGGCGACGUGGGAAGCGUCUUCGUCGAGGCUUGAGUCGCGACAUUGCGGGUCGGGAACACAGACGGCGUGGGCGGGGCGCUGGGCUGCGUCGCCGGGGUUGAGUGUGACAGCUGACGGAACAGAUCGUCCACCGAUAUCUGGCCUUCGUCCACGACGUGCCCUGCGGAACGACCUCGCUGGAAAAUCUACCUCUUCACCAUUAGCAGUUAGAGAGGAAGGUGGAAAAGAAGUAGACGAAAAUGACGAAGAUGUCAGUUACGACGAUGAGAAAAUAGAAGGGGUUGGUCUUCAGACGGAAUCGUGGUUCAUCCCGAGAGCUUCCCUUCACGUUCUCAUGAUGCGUCAGCAAGACUGGAGGAGGCAGGAACAUACUUCAUCUCUUGACGAGGAACAGCAUAGGUUCGCUUUCACACUGCGCCGCCGUUGCAUCGAGGCUGCAGCCGCUCUGAGGCGAGCGUUUGCUUUGCCUUAUUAUGGCGGCCUUUUACAAGAUAUGGCAGAAUGGCGUUUGCAGGUGACGCGGUUUAUAUGGGCAGCCGUCGUGUGCUCGUUGGCGUGGGCGGCGCCGCAAGGAAAGUUUGACCCCAGGAGGACCGUGGAGCAGCACCUGCCGACGGGCAACGUGGUGACGUCAAUCUCCAAGGCAACGGUGCAGGGGCACGUCGUGGACGAAGGCCAGAUAUCGGUGGACGAUCUGUUCCGUCAGCUGUCACACUCAACCCCGGCGACGCAGCCCAGCGCCCCGCCCACGCCGUCUGUGUUCCCGACCAGCAAUGUCGCGACUCAAGCCUCGACGAAGACGCUUCCCACGUCGCCUGCGUCUCUUCCCGCACAGCAGGCUCCGGUGAACAGACAAGGGCUCCUGAGCCUCCCUGGCCGCCCUGCAACGGGGAAUGUUAACAUCUUCAUCGACGACAGGCUCCGCGAGACCUUAGAAAAAGACGACAUAUUUCUGGAAAACGCUUUCCAGCCUCAGGGCACUGCUGGUGUUGCUUUACCCACGCUGAACAGUGCCCCAGGAGGCAGCAACAAUCAAAACUUCGGCUCUCUCCAACCUGCUGGACAAAGUGUUUUCAUUUCUAGUGCGCCAAGUGUAAACGCAAUUCCUCUCGGCGCUUUGAGCCCAGCUCAAGGACCUCGAACAUUCUCGGGAAGCCAGAAUGCACUUCCUGUCAGGACAACUGGCAGCACUGGCGUCCCUCUCCCAAUCUUCAACAAUGGAGCCAACCUCAACUCCGGUGGAUCUUCAGGAGGCAGUCCCAGAAACUUCGUAACACCAGUCCCAGUCUCAUCCAAGCCAAAAGUUGCUCACACACAAACUGCUGUCAACUUCAGCCCUCUUCCUACACAACCUAAAUUCACGCAGACCCCGACGCACGCCACCUCAAAGCCGACAGUUAUCACUAAAUCAGCUUUAACGACCAAGCCUCUGCCAGUAUUAUCAUCAGCCAACACUCCUUCAGAAUCUCCAUUCUUAGACAGCUUUACAAAUGCUCCUACUUCUGGCACUACUAAGCCUCCUGCUCACACGUCCUUUGGGUCCCGUGAUCUCUCAGCAUCGCUGCUGUCCUCUCUGCUUACUACCUUGAGCAAUAAAAUCACCAAUCCUAACCAGACAUUUGGCAACUUCCUCAAGUCCAUCAACGGCCAGAACGGGGUCCUCGUGCUGCCCUCCUCGAGCCUCGGGAGAUCGGCUGACAGUUCGUUCGACAGCAGCCCGUCCUCCUCGCAGUCCUCUUUUACAAUUGACUUCGGUUUUGACACAUCCUCAGACGAGGUGUCCAACGACUUCCAGAUUGACCUCGACACUGAUGAUGAUGAUCAAACCUCACGGGUCAGUAUCGCAAGUAGCGACGUUAACGCCCUGAGCUUCGGCGGGAAAGAUACCUUGUCCCAGAGCAGCGCCGGGACCACCACCGUCGCCGUGGAGACCACCACCGAGCCCAUCGCGAAGGUCAAGACGCCGGUGUCCCUGUUCCGCGGGCCGCUCUCCGACAUCCUGUUCACGAAGGGCCAGUGGCUGGGGACGCUCGUCGGGGGGCUCGUCGACAUCAGCAGAACCGUAGUUGGCAAGAUCAGGGAGGGGGCAAGGCAGACGAUUCGCAAACCAUAAUGGUGCUCAACGUUUCAAGGGCCUCCUUGAAAAGGACAUUGCCCUCCUUGAAAAAAAAAAUGUGCUCACAUAACAUAAUAUAACAGUAUUUCCUUCAUUGUUAACUUUUGAUAUAGUUGCACUUUGUUACUGCAUUUAGAUGUUGUUGUAGGCUCUCACAACUUCUGUAGUUAAAUAAAAUAAAAUCCAUGGUUA
Molecule: messenger RNA, 2460 nt
Organism: Penaeus monodon (black tiger shrimp)
Lineage: Eukaryota; Metazoa; Arthropoda; Malacostraca; Decapoda; Penaeidae
Exons: 8
Coding region: 1-2265 (754 amino acids)
Source: RefSeq, a predicted model, not a curated record